Labeo rohita (rohu) is the source of this 4407-nucleotide messenger RNA. It is a transcript of the gene ston2, whose product is annotated as stonin 2. NCBI's taxonomy places the organism in Eukaryota, Metazoa, Chordata, Actinopteri, Cypriniformes, Cyprinidae. Gene Ontology annotation, molecular function: clathrin-cargo adaptor activity. Gene Ontology annotation, biological process: regulation of endocytosis; synaptic vesicle endocytosis; clathrin-dependent endocytosis. The record is from RefSeq and is a predicted model, not a curated record. The coding region runs from base 156 to 2720 and encodes 854 amino acids. The transcript is spliced from 7 exons. Gene Ontology annotation, cellular component: AP-2 adaptor complex; synaptic vesicle.
GGGGCAUUAGACCAGAUUCACCGGGAGCGAGUGAGAGCUACAAUCUGCUUAGACUCAACAACACGAUAUCGCCUUCAUAGGUGGGCAUGGAGUCCAAGAUUUGGGGGGAGUGAGACGACGUUACAAGGUACAAGAAACAGGACAGGACAGCUCCCAUGGCUGCUACGGCCAGUAGCAGAACUGAACCCAGACCAGGCUGGGUCGCUUUUUCAGAUGAGGAGUCACAGACAGAGGAGUCCUCUUUAGACCAGCCUGUGCUGGACUCCUCUACUUGGGCAGAAGUACCACCAUGUGUGUCUGGUCAGAAGACAGAGCAGCCGAAUUCCUGGGUUCAGUUUGAUGACAAACCAUGGUCACCCUCUCCACCACCCCCAUCACAGGUAAAAGGUCCCAGGCACAGCAUUUGCUCUUCAGCCAGUUUCUGGAGUGCUGUUCCCCCAUCAGAGAGCAGCUGGACCACCCAAUCGGAGGAGCAGAGCUCCGUGAGCAUGGGAGCGUCUUCCUGUGACCUGCCCUCACUUAACACUGAAGAGCCACCCAGCCAAACACCCUCCUGUCCCCACUCUCCUAAUUCUUCUGUGUGCCAAGAGGAUGAAGCAAUGAACAUGGAUUCAUUCAACUGGACAGCAAACAACCAACACACUAAUGGCCAAUCUUAUGUCACCUCCAACCGCUUUGCCAGCUGGGUUACUUUUGAUGAUGAUGAGGACUCAGUUUUCCAACCUCCAGGGAGACAGUCUAAUAUAAAACUGGAUAACCUCAACAAUUCUCCUCUGCAGGAUGCCAACAGCAACCUAAUUUCCUCUUCCUUGUGUGGCCAGAUGACAGAGAGACACAUCCUGGACUUGACCCCUGAUGGCACCAAUUCCAUCUUUGACUUAAAUAACACUUUAUCGAACAACAGCGUCCCUUACAACAAGAAGAACCCUUUCCUGGAUGAUGAGCUCUCGAAUCUACAACCUUCUCCUAUUAACCCUUUCAGUGCCUAUUUUGACAAAACAGACCUGAAAACAUCCCAAGGCUUGUGUCAGGAGUCACCGGAUGUGUGCGCCUUCAGCUCACCGUUCUUUGAGUAUCAAGAUGCUGAUAUCAAAAGGGAAUCUAUUAUGCUUUUCUCAUCCAAGAAAGACUCUGUUGUUGGAAAAGAUAGUAUCCCAUCAGGCUUUCCAGUAGAUGGUCUGGAUCAGCUCAGGAAUAUUCACAUUUCUGACCCUGACCGUGACGGUAGUCCUACUCUUCCAGAUGAUUCUGUAGAGGUAGUUGACUCUGAUGAUUCCACCUACAAACCAGACCAUAUGACCCCUCAGGAAGGCUGGCCCAUGCUUCUGCGCAUCCCUGAGAAGAAGAACAUCAUGUCCUCACGUCACUGGGGACCAAUAUUUGUCAGGUUGACGAACAGCGGCCAGCUGCAACUUUUCUAUGAGAAAGGGCUGGAAAAGCCCUUUAAAGAGUUCCAGCUGAACUCCCAGCAUGAGAUAUCUGAACCUAAGCUUCAAAACUACGAUGAGAAUGGCCGUGUUCAUACCGUCAGUGUAGACCAUGUGGUUUACAAAGAGAAGAGGAAGAUCCAGCCCAAGGUCACGGUGGUUCAUAUGCCUGUGAGAGAGCAAGUGGUGAAGCUUGGGACCAUAAACUAUGAGGACUUCUUAAGUUUUCAUCAUGCUCUGCAAGAGAGCCUCGUGGGGCUCUCAGUGGAUCAAGAAGGUCUUAACUGGGCUACAGCUUACAGUGAGGAGGAGAUCCACGUGGAGGUGAGGGAUAACUUCUAUGGGAUUGUCUCCAAAGGAGACAGCCGUAUUUUGGAGCAGCUUGUUUUCACCCGAGUGAACAUGCUAGCCUUUUUGAACGGCUCUCCACCUUGCAGCAUCGGCCUCAAUGAUAUCCAGGUCAAAGGUAAAGAGGUGGUUUCCCGGCAUGACAUCAUUCCCAACACAACGUCACGUUGGAUUCAACUGCGGGAUUGUCGACUGCAUGAGUGCGCAGACCAGUUAGAGUUCACAGAGUCCCGAGCCAUUACGUUCAGCCCACCGGUUGGUCGCCGCUUUGAACUGCUGCGUUUCCGUACGGCGUUCGCCGAAAAAACCCUUCCCUUCACUUUGAGGACAGUGGCUUGCGUCAAGGGUGCGGAAGUGGAGGUGCAGUCCUGGUUGGUGAUGUCAACAGGGUUUUCAUCCAAUCGGGAUCCUUUAACAUUGAUACCAUGUGAGAAUGUUGCUAUCCGUUACCCCAUACCUGAAAUUUGGGCAAAGAACUUUAAGCGGGAGAGUGUGACGGGAGAGAAGUCCCUGAAGGCUCGCUUCAAUAAAGGAGCCAGUUUUGGUUCGACCAGCACGUCAGGGUCCGAACCGGCUAUGAGGGUAACGUUGGGCACUGCGAAAUACGAACAGGCCUUCAGGUCUGUGGUGUGGAGGAUCAGUCGCCUGCCAGACAAGAACUCAGCACUGGGACAUCCUCAUACAUUCUACUGUCAUUUGGAGCUGGGCUCAGAUUGGGAGGUGCCUCCCAAGUUUGAGUGCCUGGUGGAGGUUGAGUUUGACAUGCCCUCCGCUUCUGCGUCCAAAGCCACCAUUCGCUCUCUGUCUGUGGGGGACAGAACUGACUUGAAGAAAUGGAUCACCUACAAAUCACAUUACUCCUAUCAGGUGGCAGUGGAGCAGAAGAAUGAAAGCACAUUGAACAGUCCUCAGAAGGAGCAACCAGGCCAGUGCGUUCAACAGUGAGAAACCAGGAUGAGAGGGAGGCUUAUAGCUUGCACUUGUUGAAUGAGAGAAAGUUCAACUCUAAACUGGGGUAGUUUCGUUUACAUUUCUUGCUCAUUUGGACUUUUUUUUGGUUUGGUGUGAUAUUAAAAAUUCAGCAAGAAGGGAAAACACAUCACAGAUACCUUGAAACACUACAGUAUAUUUCCACAUCUCAACAAGCAUUGCAUAUCCAAAUAUUUCAAGAAUAUGAUUUGCUAUUGCAGCAAAGAGCUUUUAUUUUACAGACACAGCGAAUAAUUCGCAGAUCAUCUCAUAAGUAAUCAUAUUUGCCUAAAAUGAUGCAGCUGUAGUGGUUUGUCUUAACUGCAGAUAUCACAAAAAAUGUUGUGUAAAUUAAUCUGUAUAUUUUGGCCUAUGAAGAGUCAUUUGUGUAGUGUUACCAAGUUAAUUUUCUUGCUAUUUAACUUUGUACAGAGGAUAACGAGGGACUCGUUAACUAAUACAUUUCAGACUUUUUUUUAAUUAGAAGACAAACCUCACUAAUUUCUAAUUAAAGAAUAGUAAAAUGCAAGGUACUGGUAAUGCAAACUAAUCGUUUACUUUAGAUUUGUGUUUUAUUAGCACAUUUUAAUUUGUUUUUAUGAAUAUUUAUUAGAACAACAAAAAUUCCAAAUGAAAAUCGCAUUCAAUUAAUUUGUUCACUUUUUUUCUUUGGGUUUUGUUUGCCACACACAGAAUCAGAUCUGAGUAAUUGAAAAUAUCUUAAAUCAUAGUACUGCGGUGAGAAAAGUGAUCAUGAAUGUCAAAUACCCUGUGCUUUGCAUAUCUUGCUAAGUUUGAGUAUUUUUUUUAACUGAGUUUAACAAUAAGUAGGUUCAAAAGUAGUGUCACAAUUACUAAAGAGGGCUUAAACUUUGUUAAACUUGCAAGUACUACUGUAAUUUUUCUUUAUAGUUCUUUUCAGAUUUAUGUACUGUUCAUUUAACUACAGUAAUUGUUGUUGCCACAUUUACUGAUGAAAAUAAUAUUUAAGAUAACAUUUUCCAAAUAAUAUUUGCAUAUUUUAGUUGCAUUUUGUAUUUCAUGAUUUGUUUUGGUUUUGGGAGUCACAGGUGUUUUGAUUGUCGGUGCACAAACCUAGUACUAAUUAAGAAUGAUUUUGAAAAUGACAAUGUAUGUUUUCAUCAUAAUUAAAAUGAUUAUGAUUCAAGAUUGCUCUGUUUUGUCCUGUAGCGCAGAGGAAAACACUUAAAGGAAAAGUUCACUUCAAGAACAAAUAUUUACAGAUAAUUUACUCACCCCCUUUGUCAUCCAAAAUGUUCAUGUCUUUCUUUCUUCAGUCGUAGAGAAAUUAUGUUUUUGGAAGAAAACAUAUCUCACUGUAGUGUUACACUGAAAACAAAGAAUGAUACAAAUAUACAUGGUUGGCUUUUCUUCUUAUUUGGCUUUUCAUUAAGUACAUUGACAUAAUUCUUUUAAGAAAUAUAUUUUUAUGCAAUAUCUGAAUGCUUCUGUUAGUACUGACACUUUGAUAUUGGGCAAAGACAUAUUUUGUUAUAGGGUCCUCAAUUUCAUAGUGUUUAUUGUGUCUUAAAGAGUUUUUGGAUUGUUCCAGGAUUGAUUGAUUGUUUUGUUUCUCUGUUGGAUUUCUUUGGUCAUGUUUGGGAAAUAUGUGUAAUUAAAAAAAAUGAAAGAUAUCUAACAA